Molecule: messenger RNA, 1884 nt
Organism: Salvia miltiorrhiza (redroot sage)
Lineage: Eukaryota; Viridiplantae; Streptophyta; Magnoliopsida; Lamiales; Lamiaceae
Product: transcription factor ICE1-like
Exons: 4
Coding region: 206-1663 (485 amino acids)
Biological process (GO): regulation of DNA-templated transcription
Cellular component (GO): nucleus
Molecular function (GO): sequence-specific DNA binding; DNA-binding transcription factor activity; protein dimerization activity
Source: RefSeq, a predicted model, not a curated record
ACAAAUACGGCAGGUAGACUCAAAACUUAACGUUGGAAGCUUUUAGUAUUGUCACAUUGCCUCACUCAAACAAACACUCUUCCCUUUUCUCAUAAAGCUACUUCCCUUUUUCUUCUGCUACUCUCUUUCUCUCUCUCUCUCUCUCAGUUAUGCAUGUAACUGUGUGCUACUAAGUAGAACUAGAACACAGAAUUUAGAAGAGGAGAUGCUAUCAAGAGUGAAUAGCAUGGUCUGGAUGGACGGCACCAAAGGAGACACCGACGAGCACACAUCUUCCUGGCCCCAAAACGACGACGCCGACAACAACAACAAGGACCAAAUGGAAAUCGGCGCCCUCUCCACCUUCAAAUCCAUGCUCGAAGCCGAAAACGAGGACUGGUACAUCACCAGCACCGGCGCCACCUCCGCUGCUGCGCCCAUGCACGACAUCUCAUUCUCCCCGACCUUCACCGAAGCCGCCGUCAACAACCAGCUGCUGCUCCAGCCGAUCGAUUCCUCCGCCUCAUGCUCCCCGACAUCCGCCUUCAACAACAACCUCGACGCCGCAUCGCAGGUGAACUACUUCCUGCAGCCCAAGCCCUUGAUCAACCAUCCAAUCCAAAACAACGCUUUAGAUGCGAGCUUUGAUUUGGGAUGCGAUGGUGGAUAUCUCGAGAGUGCCCUAAAUAGGGGCGGAGGGAUUCUCAAUUGCGGAUUUCCGAUGGGGAACAUAGGGUUUGGGCUCGGCGAGGGAUCGGCGAGCUCGUUGUUCAACAGAUCGAAGAUUCUGAAGCCGCUGGAUCACAAUUUCGGAUCAAUGGGAUCUCAGCCGACGCUGUUCCAGAAGAGGGCGGCUUUGAGGAAGAAUCUCGGGAGUAAUUUGGGGUGCUUGAGCUUGGAUAGGAGCCAGAUUUAUGAAUCGGAGAUGAAGAGGAAAGGCAGCAGUGGGGAUGACGUGGAGGAUUUGAGCAUCGAUGGCUCCAGUUUCAACUAUGAUUCCGAUGAUCAAUUCUUGGACAGCAGUGGCGCUGUGAGCAAGGGGGAGUCCGAGAGUGUUAGGAAUGGCGACGGCAAGGGGAAGAAGAAGGGGCUGCCGGCGAAGAAUUUGAUGGCGGAGCGCCGCCGCAGGAAGAAGCUCAAUGACAGGCUCUACAUGUUGAGGUCAGUGGUGCCAAAGAUUAGUAAGAUGGACAGGGCUUCAAUACUAGGGGAUGCGAUAGAUUACUUGAAGGAGCUCCUGCAGAAGAUCAACGACCUCCACAACGAACUGGAGGCCAUCCCGGGGGCGGGGGCGUCCACCCCCACCCAAAACACGAGCUUCUACCCGCUGACGCCUACAACUCCUGGAAUCCCUGCCCGGAUCAAGGAAGAGCUCUGCCCGAGCGCCUUUGCAAGCCCGUUGUCCAGCCCCACCGGACAACCGGCUAGGGUUGAGGUGAGACUAAGGGAAGGCAGAGCAGUUAACAUCCACAUGUUCUGUGGCCGGAAACCUGGGAUUCUGCUCUCCACUUUGAGGGCACUCGACAAUCUUGGGCUUGACAUACAGCAAGCUGUCAUCAGCUGCUUCAAUGGCUUCGCACUCGAUAUUUUCCGAGCUGAGCAAUGGGGAGAAGGGCAAGAGCUGAACCCUGACCAAAUCAAGGCAGUGCUCCUCGACUCAGCUGGCUUCCAUGGCAUGCACUGAUCUCAACAACUCUCUGCCGAUUUCGAUCAUUAUUUUUCUAUGUUUUGCUCAUUUUGUUUACAAAGAAAUGCUUCUUCUUCGUUUUCAAUCUUUGAAUAUGCCGGAUGUUGCUCAUGCUUUUUCAUUUCCGCAUUUAACAGCAUGCACUUGUUGCCAGUUUGUAGAAAUAAGCCUGCUAGCUAGCUACCAGUUAUUUAAUUAUCAUCUUCAUGCUGUUUCGC